Molecule: messenger RNA, 288 nt
Organism: Symbiodinium sp. CCMP2592
Lineage: Eukaryota; Dinophyceae; Suessiales; Symbiodiniaceae
Source: the annotation of a GenBank genome assembly
AUGUCUGUGAGCUUAGCAUGUGGAAAGAGUUGGCUCAGCUCCUGUCACCACGAACCCAUCACACCAGAAGACCUCAUCACGGGGACUCCCAAAGUCCCUGCUGCGGUGCCGCCGAUGUCGGACAGCGUUUCCUCGGAUCCGGCAUCCCCCUCCAGGCCCAGCCGUCCGUCGAUGCCAGGUGUGGCAGCUGUCGGCGCAAAGCAGGUCGUGAGGGGACGCCGCCUUUUCCACGAAUUCCAGACCGCUGUCACUGCAACAUCUGAGCGGGUAGGCCGGGUAUCGUGUUGA